Xenopus tropicalis (tropical clawed frog) is the source of this 4165-nucleotide messenger RNA. It is a transcript of the gene ipo8, whose product is annotated as importin 8. NCBI's taxonomy places the organism in Eukaryota, Metazoa, Chordata, Amphibia, Anura, Pipidae. The record is from RefSeq and is a predicted model, not a curated record. The transcript is spliced from 25 exons. Gene Ontology annotation, cellular component: nucleus; cytoplasm. Bases 184 to 3255 code for a protein of 1023 amino acids. Gene Ontology annotation, molecular function: small GTPase binding. Gene Ontology annotation, biological process: intracellular protein transport.
ACGCAGAAGGACCGCCCCGGCAUCUGAUUGGCUCCAUACAUGUCGCUCGUUUCUAAUUGGCUGGCAGGGCCCGGUAGCAGUUGUAGGACACCGGCAGUGGAUGCAAAGAACCUGGUUCCUGACUGAGCAUCUGCGCCUCUCUGGCCGCUCUGUUAUCAGCCCGGCCUCCCCGACUCACGCACAAUGGAUCCGAACCGGAUCAUCCAGGCCCUGAGGGGAACGAUCGAUCCAAAGAUGCGCCUGGCGGCAGAGACUGAGCUCAACCAGUCCUACAAGAUCAUCAGCUUUGCCCCAACACUUCUACAGAUCAUUGUGUCUGACCAGGUGGAGUUCCCGGUGCGCCAGGCUGCGGCCAUUUAUCUAAAGAACAUGGUGUCUCAGUACUGGCCGGAUCGGGAGCCGCAGCCCGGGGAAGUCGUUUUUCCGUUCAACAUUCAUGAAAACGAUCGCCAUCAGAUCAGGGAAAAUAUUGUGGAAGGAAUCAUCCGCUCUCCGGAUUUGGUGAGGGCCCAACUGACCCUCUGCCUCCGUGUUAUAAUCAAGCAUGACUUCCCAGGCCGCUGGACCGGAGUAGUGGACAAGAUUGGGUUCUACCUACAGCAGCAGAACACUACCAGCUGGUUGGGCAGCCUGCUGUGCUUGUAUCAGCUUGUAAAGACCUAUGAGUACAAGAAGGCUGAUGAACGGGCGCCCCUCAUCGCUGCCAUGCAGAUCUUUUUGCCCAGGCUCCAGCAGCAGAUUGUCCACUUACUCCCCGAUCCCUCCCAUUACUCUGUGCUCAUGCAGAAGCAAAUCCUUAAGAUAUUCUAUGCGCUUAUCCAGUAUGCCCUUCCGCUCCAAUUGGUGAACAACCAGAUGAUGACCCAAUGGAUGGGGAUUUUCAGCGCCAUCGCCGACCGGGAUGUCCCCCCGGAGACGCUGCAGGUGGAUGAAGAUGACCGCCCGGAGCUGAUCUGGUGGAAGUGCAAGAAGUGGGCCCUUCAUGUCAUCACUCGUCUCUUUGAACGGUACGGGAGCCCCGGCAGCGUCACUAAGGAAUAUUUUGAAUUUUCAGAGUAUUUUUUGAAGACCUAUGCUGUUGGAGUUUUGCAGGUUCUGUUAAAAGUGUUGGACCAGCAUAGACAGAAGCAUUACGUGGCCCCUCGGGUUCUCCAGCAGACGCUAAAUUACCUAAACCUGGGAGUGUCUCAUGCAGUCACGUGGAAGCAGCUGAAGCCACACAUGAAGGGUAUUUCGGAAGAAGUCAUUUUCCCGCUGAUGUGCUACAGGGACGAGGAUGAGGAUCUGUGGCAGGACGACCCCUACGAGUAUAUACGCAUGAAGUUCGAUGUGUUUGAAGACUACGUGUCUCCGGCGACAGCGGCGCAGAAUCUUCUCUACACGGCUUCUAAGAAGAGGAAAGAGGUGCUACCGAAGAUGAUGACCUUCUGCUACCAGAUUUUCACGGGCACCUCUGUAGAUCCGAGGAAGAUCGAUGGGGCGCUGCAUGUGGUGGGGUCCCUGGCAGAGAUUUUAUUGAAGAAAUCUGUGUACAAGGAUCAAAUGGAGGUUUUCGUUCAGAAUCACGUCUUUCCACUGUUUAUGUCCGACUUGGGGUAUCUCCGUGCCAGGUCCUGCUGGGUGCUCCAUUCAUUUAGCACCUUAAAGUUCCACAAUGAGAUGAACCUGCGGAACGGGGUGCAACUGGCCAAGAAAAGUCUCAUCGAGGAUAAGGAGCUGCCGGUGAAAGUUGAGGCGGCCAUUGCUCUGCAGUCGCUGAUCAGCAACCAGUCUGCCGCUAAGGAGUACAUGAGGCUGUUCAUCCGCCCCGUCAUGCAGGAACUGCUUCAUAUCGUCAGGGAGACGGAGAACGACGAUCUCACCAACGUUAUUCAGAAGAUGAUCUGCGAGUACAGCCAGGAAGUGGCGCCUAUUGCCGUGGAUAUGACCAGGCACUUAACAGAGAUAUUUGUCAAAGUCCUGCAGAGCGACGAGUACGAUGAGGUGGAGGACAAGACGGUAAUGGCCAUGGGAAUCCUGCACACCAUUGAUAUUGUGCUGACUGUUGUGGAGGAUCACAAGGAGAUAAAACAGCAGUUGGAGGGGAUCUGCCUGCAGAUAAUUGGGCUGGUGCUGCAAAAGCACAUUAUAGAGUUCUACGAGGAGAUCCUCUCUCUGUCCUACAGCCUGACCAACCAGACCAUCUCCCCUCAGAUGUGGCAGUUACUCGGGAUACUGUUUGAAGUCUUUCAGAAGGACUGCUAUGAGUAUUUUACAGAUAUGAUGCCUCUUCUUCACAAUUACAUCACAGUAGAUACAAAUACUCUGCUGUCUAACCCCAAAAAUGUGGAGAUUAUCUAUACCAUGUGUAAGAAGGUAUUGACUGGGGAUGCAGGGGAAGAUGCCGAGUGCCACGCAGCCAAACUCCUGGAGGUCAUUAUUCUUCAGUGUCGAGGGCGUGGGAUUGACCAGUGUAUCCCACUCUUCGUCGAGGCCGUGCUGGAGCGAUUAACACGAGGGGUUAAGUCUAGCGAGCUGCGCACUAUGUGUCUACAGGUGGUCAUUGCUUGUCUGUACUACAACCCCUCCCUUCUCCUCAACACCCUGGAACAGAUGUGCUUCCCUCACAGCUCCGAACCAAUCACUGCGCAGUUUAUUAACCAGUGGGUGAAUGAUACCGACUGCUUCCUGGGGCUGCACGAUCGGAAGAUCUGUAUAAUAGGACUGAGCAUCCUAAUGGAGCUUCCCAACAGACCCCCAGCAGUCAGUGCUGUGGCCUCGGUGCUUGUUCCUUCCAUAUUACUUCUGUUCCUUGGCUUGAGGCAAGUGUGUGCCACCCGGGACCACUCUGAUCAUCGGGCGCCCUCCCGGGUUCCAAAGGCAGAGAUUGAAGAGAGCGAAGAGAUUGCAAGCGAUGAGGAGGAAGCCAAUGGCCAGGCCAUGCAGCAGAACACGGGGGAAGAUGCGGAGGAGGAAGAUGAGGACUGGGAUGAUGAGGUUCUGGAGGAGACUGCACUGGAAGGAUUUAGCACCCCUCUGGAUUGUGAAGAUGCACUGGAUGAAUAUCAAUUCUUCACCAAUGCCUUGCUUAAUGUACAAAGCAGGGACGCCCCCUGGUAUCACUUACUGAUGGAGAAGCUGAGUAACGAUCAGAAGAAGCAGCUGCAGGAGAUCUACACAAUAUCGGAGCAGAGGAGGAACGCUGCAGUUUCCCGGAAGACUGAACAGCAGCUCUCGGCACAGAGUUUCUGCGGGAACCAGUUGGGGCACCAAUGAGUAAUUACCCCCAAGCUGCGGGGCUUGUGCCGGAUUCUGACUUUGCAGAGAGGUCAGGGGGUUUCACAAUGGGACAAGCAGCAAAAGGUCACCAGCAUUAAACUGUACGGGGGGUUCCGGGAAGCUGGACCUUGGUUUGGGUCUGAGAGAUUGGGAUCUAUGGCCCCCGAUGGCGGCAGAACCACAUUGGUCGAUGGAUUUCACUGGAAAAACCCUUAGUCCGAGUGCCAUGACUCCUUUCCUCUUGCUUGAUCCUCACUUUCCGGAUAUUUUUUCGUCUGCUUGUCAUUAUCAAUCCGCUGUGUGUCCUGCACCUCCGCCAUCACUGGGCUGAACCAUUUCAGUUUUCCUGCAGGGAGGUGGCGGCUUUUGACUACUUACGCUGCUCCAAUGAGCAUUCAGCUGACGCUACAAUUCUAUUUGUAAAGGGGGUCGACUUCAACUAUUAUGCACACCGAUAAUCUGAGACAAUUUGCAGUUGGUCUGCAUUUUAUGGUUUUUGGAAUUGUUUUUGGAGCAGCUGUCUGGUUGUUAGGUUCCAAUAUACCCUAGCAACCAGAUACGAGACUGGAAGAUUAAUAGGAGAGGGGCUGGAUAGAACGAAGGAAUAAAACUGUAGCCUUUUUUGGCUGCCAGUGAUGAAGAUAUAUCAUUCACAAGCUAUGAAAUAUGAACAUUUAUACAUAAAACAUGAAUUACCCUUUUUAACAUGUUGGUCUCCCUGAGCUCAGGAGAUGAUUGGCUGAUGGGAGCCCGAUGGUGGGAAUAUGUCCUUUUGUGUGGGAAUUUCAUGAAUUGGUUACUGCUCGUUUGGGUCACUAGUCUGUCCGAGAGAUAAACGUUAAGAUCCGUAUUUGGUCAAAUUUAGUGUUUUAAUAAACCUUGUAUUUUUCUUAUGUUUCAAAAACUA